Messenger RNA from Colias croceus (clouded yellow), 1747 nucleotides. RefSeq lists its product as uncharacterized. The transcript has 5 exons. Bases 47 to 1384 code for a protein of 445 amino acids. Lineage: Eukaryota; Metazoa; Arthropoda; Insecta; Lepidoptera; Pieridae. The record is from RefSeq and is a predicted model, not a curated record.
UUGUUAUUUAUUAAUAAAAUUAAUUAGUUUAAUUUAGGCGGCAAAAAUGACAGCUGUCAAAGUUGUGUCCUUCGUCUUUUUUGUGUUAUCUGUUCAAGUACGUUGUUGGACUGUGGAUAUGGCGGAAAUGAGAAAAUUGGAUGCGGAAAUGGUGACAACUGAAAGAAGUGAAGAAGUUGAUGAGGAAGAACGUAUGAAGAAUGAUUUAAAUGAUGAAUAUCAUACACCCAUUAAUUAUGCUGAGGAUUUAGAAUACCAAAGUUAUAUGGAGAAAAGGAUUCAUGGCGUUCUAAACAACGGGAGCAUAUACCUCGACGGCUUGCGUAAGGCGAUGGCGCACUACCGCGAGACCCUUGAAAAUUGUUCUACAUUGACUACAACUCCUGCACCAUCCACCUGGCUCCCAGAGAACGGAACCUACCACCAAUCAGAGGAGGACAUUUGCAGGAACGUCCUCGCAGCGAGUGAUCAGGUCACGAAGCUGUCAGAACUGGCUCUGUGGGCUACUAAUGAGUUACGGGAAAGAAAAUUUGCUAAGAAUAAGGACUCAGCCCAAGAGGAAGAAGAAUUACUUCUAAAAUUAGCCUGGUUCUUGGACCAGUUGGCUCAUCUUACUGGUUAUAUACCAGAUCCUACUGACUUUCAAACUACAACAACACUUGAUUUUACAACCAUAGAGUCGACUAUUACAACAGAUGAAACUCCAACACCAACAACAGAUACGAGUAAUUAUGAAAUUAUGCAGUCUGUGGAAAACGGACCGCCUGUAUCAAAAAACGCGCCAAAACAUUUGGCAACCGUCAAGAAAAUUCAAAAACGUUCCAUUGACGAAACGACAAAUCUUGUAAAGAAUUACGUAAAAUACAAACUCUGGAAUAGUGAUAAUGAUAAUGAAAUCAAGAAUGAUGAUAACGAGUCCUUUGAUGUGCAAAAUCAUUUGAACGUUAAACCAAUUCAAAAACGCUCUAUAUCGAUAAAACAGUCAACUAUAAUGAGCCCUUUGACAUCCAAAAACCUAUCAAAAAUGAACUACAAGGGUGACCCUAAAAAGCGAGUAAAUCGUCUUAUGAAAAAAUACCGCAUAAAAGAUAAAAAGACCAUGCGAAAGAUAGAAAAGAGGAUACAAAAACGUUCAGUGUUUUAUUAUAGCGACGUAAUUUCUGGGGUUCCUGAAAAUCCAAUGCAGGAUUUGAGUUAUCACGCAAAGAGUAAGCCGGGGACAGUAAUAAAUCCAUCUUUUUCACAAGAGGAUAAUGUGUACGACUCUUUACGGGAACAUCUCAAUGUAGAACAUUUGGAUGAAGUGAAACGAUUUGGCGCCAACGUGACGGUCGGAGUAGUUGCUUUGAAUGUGGGAGUAAAUAAAACUUUAGCGGAUUCUUAGUUAUAAAAUUUAUUGUAAAUGUUUGUUAUUGAUUUAAUUCAAAUUGUGUUCGAUUAUUAUUGAUAAUUAUCAUUUAGUUUAUUUGUCGUAGUGUGCUAGCAGUGAUAUUUGAAAGAAAGGAAAUACAUUUAAUUUUUUACUUUAUUUGAUUGAAAUAUGUGAUAAAAUCUACCAAGUACCAUGUUUAUUCGUAGGGUAAAAUCGCCUAGUAGUAAUUUUUGAAUUUGUAUGUACUCUUUGAAGUUGUACUUUCUAGGUUUUUUUAUGGCAGAGGCUCUGACUAUUACGUCAGUUUAGUUGAUGAUAAUGUGAUUUUAUGUGUUCAUUUUACUUAAGAAAAUAAAAUAUGAUCAAGUACUGAAA